UCAUUUGAGAAACUUUGAAACGAAAAGAAACCAAAAAAAAAAGAGGCAAUACUCAAAACAACUUGUAAUACCUGUGAAAUUUAUAAAUAACUGACAGGUGGAAAAUAAAACGACAAGGCAAAUCAUCUGCAACACCCAACAAAAAAUUUUGUUGGAAAAAAAUCAAUUUCGCAAGAUUCAAAAACCAAUUUUCCAGUUUGAAAAAAACUCGACACAUUUGAUUUCCAUUGAAUUGAAAUUCGUUGUAUUUUUUGUCAUAUACACCUUGGCCAGCACCUCCUUUCAAAGUCGACACAAAUAAAUCCAACCAAAUGCCCUACAUAAUAAUUCGUGGUAAUUUAGCCUCCUAUAGCCAUAAAUAUCCAUGGCGUGUUCUAGUAUCAGGAUUAAAAGCCCCAGACAUUGAACAAUUGAAUAAAUUUUCAUGUGGUGGUCUAGUGGAUGAGACAACUAUUGUUUAUUUGGUACAUCCUUGUCACAUACUGUCCGCUCUAGAGAUUUUAGGUUUUCGCGUUGUGGCCUCUUCAUCGACAGCCGUUAAGCAAGACUACAACGAGUAUAUGUGGACAAUGCGCAAAGAGUUUGCCGAACCGGAGCCAUUAGAAACAGAAUCAGUUGUAAGGGAAAAUCUCUCAAAUAUUGGAAGGGAAGCGGCCAGUUUAGGCAAUUAUCAAAAAGUGCAUUCGCCCGAAUAAAUUCAAUUCGGUUCAACAUUUGUUGUGUUGUUAGUAAUAUUUCAAACAAACAAAAAACACCUACCCCGCCUUUCCCCUUUUUUUGUAACAUUCUAUUCGUUUAGACUCCAAAGCCAAGUUUUUU
Musca domestica (house fly) is the source of this 819-nucleotide messenger RNA. RefSeq lists its product as uncharacterized. Gene Ontology annotation, biological process: negative regulation of biosynthetic process. The record is from RefSeq and is a predicted model, not a curated record. NCBI's taxonomy places the organism in Eukaryota, Metazoa, Arthropoda, Insecta, Diptera, Muscidae. The transcript is spliced from 3 exons. Bases 312 to 695 code for a protein of 127 amino acids.